Molecule: messenger RNA, 945 nt
Organism: Ipomoea triloba (trilobed morning glory)
Lineage: Eukaryota; Viridiplantae; Streptophyta; Magnoliopsida; Solanales; Convolvulaceae
Exons: 1
Coding region: 1-945 (314 amino acids)
Molecular function (GO): nucleic acid binding; RNA-DNA hybrid ribonuclease activity
Source: RefSeq, a predicted model, not a curated record
AUGGUAAAAACCUUUCUAUGGCGUUGCAUGAGACAUAUCUUACCGGUGCGUGAAGUUCUAAAGUCUAAAGGUGUGAGUUUUGGAGGAGGAUGUCCACUUUGUAGUUCACAGUAUGAAACAAUAUCACAUAUUUUAUGUGAAUGUACUGUGGCUCGUCAACUCUGGUGUUGUGAUGAUGUGCUUCAUGGACUGAGCUUUGUGGAUUUUGUGGAAUCAACACUACGUGACACAGAUGUGGAGCUAGGAGUUCUUAUGGCUGUUAAGUUUUGGGUGUUGUGGAAAGUCCGUAACGAUGCGGUUUGGAAUAGUAAACAGUGGCAGCUAGCUGAUAUGCGGCGUUACAUGGGUUCUCUUCUUUCUGCAUGGCAGGAAGCUUGGCCAACAAUUUCUAGCACAGGUCAGGCGCAGCUUGUACGUAAUAAUGAUUGGAAACCACCUCCACUUGGUUUCUUGAAAUGUAAUGUUGACGCUGCUAUCCAUUCCGCUGGUGCGACAUUUGGUGCUGUUCUUCGUAAUCAUGAGGGUCUCUUUGUGGCGGCGCUAAGUGGUCAAUUGCAUUGCUCUCAGGAUCCCUAUCUAGCAGAAGCUUUGGCUGUGAAGGAGGCGCUUUCAUGGAUCAAGUCGCGUCCGAAGAGAAGAUUUUUUAAGGAGAGAAGAUUUUAUAUGGAGUCAGAUUGUUUAAAUUUCUGUUCAAGUUUUAAUUCUGUUAGACAAGAUUUUUCUAUAGUUGGUUUAGUUACUAAGCAGUGUCGUUCGAUUGCUUGUGACAUUGGGAACGUUUUGGUUCGUCAUGUCAAUAGGUCGGCGAAUCAAGUGGCUCAUAUGUUAGCACGGGCAACUGGUUCUUCCUUUGUCCUUCGGGUGUGGGAGUCUGCCCGCCUAGUUGUAUUUCGCAUUGGUUUUAAUAUAUGGUAUUCCUUUGUUUGUCAAAAAAUUAUUGUUUGA